Messenger RNA from Sardina pilchardus (European sardine), 4718 nucleotides. RefSeq names its product pellino E3 ubiquitin protein ligase 1b (gene peli1b). Gene Ontology annotation, molecular function: protein binding; ubiquitin protein ligase activity. The record is from RefSeq and is a predicted model, not a curated record. NCBI's taxonomy places the organism in Eukaryota, Metazoa, Chordata, Actinopteri, Clupeiformes, Clupeidae. Gene Ontology annotation, biological process: protein K48-linked ubiquitination; regulation of Toll signaling pathway. Bases 619 to 1935 code for a protein of 438 amino acids. The transcript is spliced from 8 exons.
UGUUCAGAAGAAGCCACGGAGUGAAGGGCACACAUUGAGUGAAGUCGCUCUACUCUUUUUGAUGAAUGUAGCAAAAAAAAUCAGAGGACUUUGAAAAUACAUAUCUAGGCAUAGAGCACACGAUCACCACGCUCUUUUUGUGUUGUGUUUUUUACUUUGCAUCGUUGGAAGACCGCUUACCUGCCUUUGUUAGCUGGAUUGGCUAGCUUACAUUAACCAGAGCUCGCUAGCUUGCUUGGUAGCUAGAUAUACGUUCGCUAGCUACGGAGCUGUUGGUUUUACGGCAGAUUGUUUUUACUGAGCUAGCGGGUUAGCAAGCAUCUGCUGGCUGGCUCUAUACCAGCCAGUUUGUCGGAGGACUGUGUUUUUAUAUCUCUUUCGUUUGGGACAAGUCGGGAUCAACGUUACACCAUCACUAGUGUGUGACGAGGCGGCGGGCAGCAGCACACAGCAGUAUGCGCGGGCGGAGCUGAGAGCACCGCGGCAUCCUGACGUUCCUGUAGCAGGGAGGUACCGGCUCCGGUCUACCUCCACCACCUCCCUCCUCCUCCUCCUCCUUCUCCUCCUCCUCCUCCUCCCGCCCUGCCCCUCCCCCCCUCCACCUCUUCAGCCGGGCACAUGUUCUCGCCGGAGCAGGAAAACAUCUCCACCGCCUCCACAAAAGUGCCAGUCAAGUACGGAGAGCUCAUCGUGCUGGGGUACAAUGGCUCUUUGCCCAACGGAGACCGAGGGAGGAGGAAGAGCCGAUUUGCUCUCUUCAAGAGACCCAAAGCCAACGGGGUGAAGCCCAGCACAGUGCACGUAGCAUGCACCCCUCAGGCAGCCAAGGCCAUAAGCAACAAGGACCAGCACAGCAUCUCCUACACCCUGUCCCGAGCUCAGACGGUGGUGGUGGAGUACACCCAUGACAGCAAUACAGACAUGUUCCAGAUCGGACGCUCCACGGAGAGCCCCAUCGACUUCGUGGUGACGGACACGGUGCCCGGUAGCCAGAGCAACGCCGACACGCAGUCGGUCCAGAGCACCAUCUCGCGCUUCGCCUGUCGCAUCAUGUGCCAGCGCACCCCGCCCUACACCGCUCGCAUCUUCGCUGCCGGCUUCGACUCCUCCAAAAACAUCUUCCUGGGGGAGAAAGCAGCCAAGUGGAAGACGUCGGACGGUCAGAUGGACGGCCUGACGACUAACGGGGUGCUGGUGAUGCACCCACGGAAUGGCUUCAUGGAGGACUCCAAGCCCGGCGUCUGGAGGGAGAUCUCCGUCUGCGGCAACGUUUUCACCCUCCGAGAGACCCGUUCGGCUCAGCAGCGCGGCAAGAUGGUGGACAACGAGACCCAGGAGCUGGUGGACGGCUCGCUGAUCGACCUGUGCGGCGCCACGCUGCUGUGGCGCACGGCCGAGGGCCUGUCGCGCACGCCCACCGUCAAGCACCUGGAGGCGCUGCGCCAGGAGCUGAACGCGGCGCGCCCGCAGUGCCCCGUGGGCUUCAACACGCUGGCCUUCCCCAGCAUGCGCCGCAAGGACGUGGUGGACGAGAAGCAGCCCUGGGUCUACCUGCACUGCGGCCACGUGCACGGCUACCACAACUGGGGCAACCACGACGAGAGGGGCCGCAUGGGCGGGAUGGCCGGCAUGGGAGAUAUGGGAGGAGGGGGUCUGGAGGGGCGCGAGCGCGAGUGCCCCAUGUGCCGUGCGCGGGGCCCCUACGUGCCGCUCUGGCUGGGCUGCGAGCCGGGCUUCUACCUGGACGCGGCGCCGCCCACGCACGCCUUCGCGCCCUGCGGCCACGUGUGCUCGGAGAAGACGGUGGCCUUCUGGAGCCAGAUCCCGCUGCCCCACGGCACACACACCUUCCACGCCGCCUGCCCCUUCUGCGCCCAGCAGCUGUGCGGCGAGCAGGGCUACAUCAGACUCAUAUUCCAGGGCCCAGUGGAUUAGGGCCCCGACGCUCCAACUUCCAUUGAAACUCUCUCUCUUUAUCUCUCUCUCUUUAUCUUAAUCUAUCUCUCUCUCUCUCACACUAUGCAUUUUUCUCCCUUCUCUUGCUCUGUUUCUCUUCUGAUCUUCCCUCCCUCUUUCAAGGGAUCCCUGGUUAAACUAUGCUUAUAAUUACGUGUACAGUAUAAGCUAGUGUCUCCUUUUUUUAUUUUGUAUUUGAAAAAAAAAAACUACUACUGCUCGUCCAUCGUUGCGGACGCGGCAGACGUUUUUUGGUCGGUGGGUGAGAUUUAAGCAAGACUCAGUCCGACUUCGGUCGUACUCAACUCUCUCCUUUUGAAAAAGAAUUUGCUCUCUCGUUUUUAAGUGACCUUUCUAGUGCUUUUUUCUUAUCCAGAAUGAAAAACAAAGAGUAUAUUUUCAACUAAAUACACACAGAAAAUGACAAAAAAAUAACCUUAUAAAAAAAAAUAUAUGAUGUCCCAUCCAGCAACCGAUGCCUUGCUGGAUUGAUUUGUAAACAGUGUUCAUUUACUAACAGGCCGUGAGGGGCCGUUUUGAUCUUAAGUGAUUGAAUAUCUGUAUCGUCUAUGACUCUUGUGUGUUCAGCAGACUCUCUCACACACACACACAGAAAACUCUACUUGUAGCUCCUUUUGUAGAAAGCUGUUGUUGAUGUUUUUUCCUCAUUUACUGAAUAUGCCUAAAAAUGAAAUACUUGGUAACGUUUUUAUUUAAAACAGCUGUAUAAAUGUUUAUCAGAUAUAAUCAGUUAUUAGCGUGUCUUGGGGAGUUUUAGUUCCAUGUUCCUCUUUUAUGGUUUCAUUUCACCUUUAAUAUUUUUUUUGUUUGUUUUCUUUAUUUUCUGCCUUUUUGUUGGAUUCCUGUUUUGGGUCUUAUCAGAGUAUAUAUUUUCAACAUUCUCUUGUAGCUGAUGAAUACUUAUCAAAAGUUGUUUGUUUGUUUUUCUCUGUCGAGUUCAGUAGUGUCUCUCUCUCUCUGACAUUUGUAACACGUGUGUGUUUGCGUGUACUAAAAUACUGUAUCUGAUGCAUUACCAUGGCAUUUCUUUCCCAUACUAAAGCAAGCAAUAGAAUCAGGGUUUCACACGGACGUCAGACUGUGGGGGGAUUUGUUGCCCACAGUUAGUCCCUCAAAAGCCCCAGAAGCCUUCUCUUCAGUCUGCUUUCCCUUUAAGCACAGACCGAAACAUUCAGCCCUGUCUUUACUGGUUGUGUCCCGAAUGGGUGUGUGUGUUUGUGUGUGUGUGUGUGUAUGUAUGUAUUUAUGUGUGUGUGUGUGUCUGUCUGUGUGUAUGUGUUAUGUGGCCUUAAAUUCUGGUCACUCUCAGGCCCUGACUUCCAGGUUUCUCACCCCCACCACCGUUCUGCCCCUGCUGGGGUGACCAGUGAGGAAUUGUAACCCCUCUCUCUCUCUCGCCAGAAUUCCACCUCUCCCUUACAGAGAUUCUCAGCUCUUCACCAUUGUAAAAGCAGGAACUUUGUUCUCUGCUCAGCUAUGGUCAUUACUUAGAGGGCCACAACUCAAAGCAUGAUAAAUGACAAUAGACCUGCUAGUGAAUGGCCCUUCCCCCUCUGGUCAUAUAUGCUCAAAAGUGCAUAGAGAAGUGCUUGGGUCAACUGUCCUUAUCACAAGACCUGACGUGUUGCCUGAACUGAUGACUUGUUUCUAGUUUCUGUUGUUGGCAUUGCUUGCGAGACAUGCCAUUUGGAAGAAGUGAAAUGGGCCUUAAUGCUAAUCUGCAUUAAAACUCAAAGACCCCUUUUAAAAAGAAAAUGAAACCUAAAUAUUUGCUCCUGAAUGUAGUCUGAGUGAUUGAGUUUGUGCACACAAGUGUGUUUGUGGACUUACACCCUGUACACAUGGAUGUGUAGUGAGUCUUAUGACUGUGUUCUCCGCACAUAGUGUGCGUGCACAUGAUGUCUAUUUAUGUGGGAAGUAGACAAAUGGGUGUCCUUUGCACAAACACACUCAGCGCUGAAAGUAUGUGAAGAGAUCAACACACGCCGAACAUUAAUGUAGACAACGUAUUGCGUGUCUGUGUGUGUAACGUCUGGACACACUCCAUACACGUGUUUUGUAUGCGUGUACAUGCCUUCCCACCCCUCUGUGGACUAACUUGUGUGUGCGUGUUGACUAUAUGGGGUUGGUCCCACAAGGUGGGUUUGGCCGCAGUACUGAAUGUGAGGCAGAAACUCCAGCGCAGCAUCCCCCCCACCAGCCUGUGCUCAACAUGCCCCCCCCCCCCCCCUCACACCACACACACACACAGAGCUGUAUUUGUCAAGGCCAUCUGAGGAGGUCUCGGUGGCGCAACUGGAAUUAAAGUAAAGGUCUACUCCUCUCUCCACGUCCCCACCACAUCACCAUGUUCAUGUUGUGUCUCACUGUGUGCUCUCUGUCCUUUGAUCCAGUAUUAAACGUGUUCAAGCUGACCUGUUCAAAGCACCGCGUGUUUCUCUUGGAAGAAACCUGUGCGCCAAGGGCUUUAUUUUCUAUGUCCUCCUGACUGUUGUAUUUGUCCCUCUCUCUUCUAAAGGCUGGCCUGAAUGCAUGACCCCCCCCCCCCCCCCCUUUACAGCAGCACAGUGUUUUUCUGUAUCCCCCCCCCCCCCCACCUGACUCUUGUCCCCCACCUCCCAAAGCCUGCCUGACCUUCGCUCUGGAAUUUUCCAAUGCUUCACAGCAAAAAAAGCUGAGAAUGUUUUUGAUUUUACCUGUUCUUUUUGUACCAACUUUAAACAAUAAAGUUUUUAAAAUGA